CACCAUUGGUGCAGGGAGGACGCGGGGAGCUGAGCUGGACGGGACGGAGGGAAGCCACCAGCCAGCCUCACCAACCUUUACGGGACCGUGUUUGGUGACGUCACAGUUACGUCAGAGUUCGCUCCGCCCCUUCCCGUUAGCUGUGAUGCCCGGCGCCCGUGUGACAGUAGGGUGUGGGGGCUGGAGCUGAGAGGGGCUCGCGGCCGUGAAGGAAUGUGACCCAGCCCACGCCUGCCUCUCCAAGCUCUCUACUUGUGUCUUAAGAUUGCGAGUGCUGUGUGUGGUGCAUGAGGGUGUGUGUGGAGGACAUUCCCGCGGCGCGUCACGUGCAUUUAACAAUCUGAGGGGGAUUCUACAUCAGUGAUCCUCGCGGGUGUGUUGGAAUGUGGUAGAGGAGGACGCCUGUGCCCAGGUGUGCCCGUGCUACAGUGUGCCCCGUGCUGCCUUGUGUUCCGUGUUACCUUCUCCCCGUCACAGACAUCAACGGCAGAGUGAAAGAAGUUAGCAUUCUGAAAGGAAGGCGAGCGCGUGAAGGAAGCGCGGCUGCGGGGUGGCGGGCCGCGUGAUGGCCCGCAGCACCACCACCGGGAUUUAACACUACCAAGGCAGUAGAGAUGCCAGGGAACGUGCGAGGAGUGGGUGGUGGCGGCUCCCAGAAGCCACCCCACGCAACGCCAACGCGUGCCAUGUCCCUCGACUCACUGCAGAUCAAGAAUGUCUCCUGCCAGAAUGUGGACCAGAAGAUUCAGGAGUACAUUCCCACGAGGACAACCAAAGCCACGCCCAAAAUUAACCAUGCCGCCAUGCAGUUUGUCAAGAUCUCACCCAAACAUUCACCUAUUUACCAGCAGUUCCAGACUGGACCAGCCACUCUUUAUAAGUCAGCUCAGGAGCAGAUCAAGAAAGCUGAGGAAGUGAAGGAGCUGAGGAAGACCAUGGUCAAUGAAGAAACAGAGUGGCAGGAGCAGCCCUCCUCCUCCUCCAACCAGAAUACGCUUGAUGAAGGCUCAGAUUGGCAGUCGAACCUUGACAAAUGGAAAAGCUCUCGACGCAAACGUCUCCAGAAUACUGUAGAGUCCAUCAUUCAGAUCAAGAAGAAUGAACAAGAGGAUGAAAUGAAUCGCAUGCGUAGAAAGAGCAAGACCUUCAGUCAAAUGCAGGAAGACAAAAACAAGAGGGGACGAAAGUACAACUUGACAAUUCACGAUGAUGAUGACAACGACCUUAGCAGCCUUGGUCUCACUCCAAGCAAGAGCAAUGGAUCCAUUACUGACACACAGGAGGAUCAGGAUGCCAAGGAUCUUGAUCAGGACAACAAGGAUGCCAAGAGUGAUGCUGGCUUCUGCACCGGCUCGGACACCGGCAGCGAUGGAGUGUUUGCCGAAGACAACAUCAGUGACACGUCCUCUGCCCUGGGUGACAAGAAGGAAGCACAUGACUCCCUGCUGGACACUGGUGGCUCCAAGGAUGAGGAACCACACCUUAAUGGUCACAGCUCAAGCCUGAUCAGUGAAGUGUUUUCUUCCACUUCUACCACUACCACCUCCUCCAUCUCCCAUACAGCGGAGUACACUUAUGAUAAGGCAAUAGCUGGCUAUAAGCAAUACGCUGAAAACAGUGCCAAAAAGAGGACCUCCAGCAUCACAAGCCUGAACAGCAAUGCCAGCCACAAGGAGGAGGACAAGAAAGAAAAGCCUCGUUUGAAUGGCCGCUCCCCGAGCCCCAACAAAAGUUCAAAAAUGGAAGAGAAAGUGAACUUCUUCUCAAAAGAAAUGGAAAAGGAAAACAGAAUAAGUCCUGAUCCCAGAGUGGUAAUGAGAGAAAAAUCACCCCAGGUCAACAUCAGUCAGAGAAGAUCAAUGUUUGAAAAUGUGGAUCUGUCAACAGUACAGAUUGACCAGCAGAAGGUCAACAGAAGGUCUCUUGACAUUUCAAACUCCCUGAGAAACAAAGUGGCAUCCUUUGAAAAUUUGGAGUCAGACCCUCCCACCAAAGCACGUGGGACUUCUUUCACUCGAGACACAAAUUUGAGAUCAAAGGUGUCUUCAUUUGAAAACCUGAGCACGGAGACUAACAAAAUCCGUGGCAUAACUCCUCCAAGAGAUGCUAAUUUCCAUGUCAAAUUGGCAGCAUUUUCUUCCUCAGAUUCUGACAAUGCUCCAGUGAAAAAGAGAACACCUGAAAGGGAUAUGAAUUUCCACAAGAAACUGGCAUCCUUCAAUGCUGUUGAAAUGGAGGAAACACCCCGAGACCAAAAGACUAUCCCUCAGGGAGACCCAUCGCUGAAGAAGAAAAUAGCAUCGUAUGAACAGCUUGAACAAGCAGCAGAGUCUUACUCUGGUAGUUCUCGGGAAGAAACAAUGAAGAGUAAAGACCGAUCAAUGAGUCUGGAGAAUUUGGAUGAACCACAAAUGGAAGUAAAGAUGCGGCCAUCACGCUCAAUGGUGAACAUCAACAGACGUGUCCCAUCCACACCUUACAUGGAGGUGGAGAUUGAGAAUUCGAGGUCAGAGAAGGAGUGUGUUGUAGAAGCACAGCCAGCGGUCAACGCUCAAGUGUUUGAGAUUGCCUCAAAACUUGAGGAGACUCCCAUAUUAGGCUCUCCUAUCGGCAAAGUGCCUUCUAUCCCCCUGACACCCCCACCUGCCCAGGAAGAUGACUCUUUAGAGGCAGGAAAGCAGUAUACUGAUGCUGACAUCAAUGAGGUGAUAAAUGACUAUGAGCAAGUUGGUGAUGCUCUGGAGGACUCCUCAGCCCAGCCUGAAAACAUCUAUGAAAAUAUAAUAGAUGAGCCCAUGUAUGAAAAUAUUUAUGAAAAGGUUGAUGAAAAUAAAGCUGAGAGCCAAGAGGCUGUGGAAGAACACCAAUACCAGACCCUGGAGGAAGUGAGGCAGGAGGUGGUGCCUCCUCCCACCGCCCCAGUCAAGAUGCCACCUAUGGAGCCCCCAGAGGUGCUAGAUGUGACGUGGACGGAUGGCCCCUCCCAGGCGGCCCCCCCCUCGGAACCCCCUCCCCCUCCUCCCCCUGAUGACGAUUCAGACAGCGAUGCGUCUGAGCAGCCGCAGAGUCUGCCGGAGGAGGAUUGCUUCAAGCGAGAGAAUUCCACUCGGCGCUUGAAGAAGGAGCUUUGGAGGCGCAGGUCAAACUUCUUGGGCACAACUUCCCAGUACAUUGAGGAAGAACAAGCUGUGAAGCCUCCGCCAGACCUCAGUGACUUGCUGAGGCAGGAGCGGGAGGCAGAACGCAGCCUGAUUGGCUCCAAACCGGCAAAAACCACCACACAGGAGAUGCUGACUGAAUUGGAAAUUGCACGUCAAGAGCGUGAAAUCAUUGAAAACUUGGAACGUUCUGAACAAUUGAAGCAGCAACAGCAGCAGCAGCAGCAGAUAUGGAAGGUCCAGGAGGAGGAUGCAGGGGCUGGAGAGGUGGAUGACCAUCUGCAAUACCAGGAGUGCUUGAGAUCAAAUAGCACCUCUUCUCCUUCUGGGUGUCAGGAUUUUGUACCUCUUCCUACACCUUCCUCUCUCCCUGAUAGUAGUCAAACCUUUGCUAAUACUAUGCCAACUCCUAGUGACUUUAUACCUGUGUCUCCACAACCUAAAGGAGAUGAGACUUCCGUCACUCUUUCCUCCUCUUCCUCCUUGACAAAUACUGUCCAUAAAGCCAGACCCACACUGAGCUUUACACCAGUACCUCCGUGUUGGCGUCCCAUGACAUCUCCGAAGGUUUUGACCCCUUCCCCCUCAAACAAGCAAACUGUAACCCCCGUGUGGUCACCUGCUUGUGCCACUAAUGUUCAAAAAUCACCAUCACCUUCAAUUCAGUUUAGUAGCUUCGAUAAAGCUGUGACACAUCCUUCUGAUUCUGACUCUUCUCACAGAGUAGUAACUUCCUCAGAGAAUUCCCAAUGCAACAUAACUGCAAAUGAAACUCCUACAUCUGAAGGCAGUGCAUCUCAAUUCAGUUUCAAUAACUUGCCAAAACCUUGGGCUAACAAAGGGACUGAAGAGCUUAAGGGGAAUGAAGAGUGCACAUCCAACAAAGUGUUUUUGAAAGCAGCUCGUGAUAAAAAGACAGUAAGGUUUAAAAUUGCAUCUUUUGAAGACAGGCAGAAUUCAUGUGAGGAUCAGACACCAAUCCUGUCAAAUUUUAGAUCAGAUGGUGCUGCUAAAAAGAGUCUAAUCAAGAAGGAUGGAGUCACUAUUAAAAACCCAGGCAAUUUAGAGAGUGUUGACGAGAGGAGCAAACUGCAUGAACCGCACUCAUACUUUACCUCCUUUUCCUUGUCUUCUUCCCAGGUCAAGAAACCUCUGACAGCUUUAGAAUUGGAUACAGGACCCAAGGUUGCUAACGUAGAUCCUGUAACCUCAACUAACAACACUGAGACCUCCCACUCUGUCACUGAAACCACAAAUGUAGAGCAUGUUCAGACACCUGAUGGUGAUGACUGGACUCAUGCUACUUGUUUGGAAUCAACCAUUAACAUAGAAAAGAGGCAUGCUGAGGUGUUAGAUAACCAUGUAGCAAAUGUGCCACCUGAGCCACAGUUCAGGAUUGCCACUCAGACUGAAGUAGUGGCUGAGGGUGAACUCGGUGAUCACUUUGUGGCCUCCAGCUUCCCUUUGGACUGCAAUAUCAACUCUGUUGCCUCUUCUGGUUCUCACCCUGAUGAGUAUAAGAAACUUGCUGAGCUGGAGGAGGAGAUGAUGCGUCACGACAAGGACAUGCUGCGCCGCGUGGGUCACUUGCCAGAGAGGCCAUCCUCAGCAGCUCCCUCCUCAGACUCUUAUGACAUCCAGGAAGGCAUGGUCAUCCUUCCACCUGCAGACAGCAGCUUCAAGAUGCAGCGGCGACAGCCUCCAACACACCUUGCCAUCCAGGAAUUCUAUACAGCCCCCUCAUAUGACACUACUCCUACAAUGGAGGAGGACAGCCUCACACCUUCCAGGGAGGACAAGAGUGUUGGUCUUCCAGCUGGGUCUCCCUCAGACUAUGCCACCCUGGCUUCCCCACAUCCCUUCUCCCGAUCCAACUCCCAUUCAUCCAUUGACACCAAGAGACACUUGCCCCUGCAGCCAAACAGAUCCACACCCCUAACGUCUCCUAGAGAGUCCAUACCAGAGCCUCUGCCACGCAAGAAAAAAGUUGCCACUCCUCAGAUUUCCAGCAAAACUCAGAGAAUACUGCCUGAUUUAAAUACAGCUGAGCGUCUUGAAGCAAUGAGGGUGAGCCGCAUGACCUCCAAUGAGUCCCUGAUGAGUGGUGGAGAGCAAAUGGAGCCUCAGGGAAGCUCAUCUGCACUCUCAGGUCAACAGAUGUCCAAGCAGACACUCUUGGCACUCUCUGCCAUACCCAAACCCAGACUCACUGAUAAUGAAAGCUGGAUUAAGAAGAAGCAAGAAGGACAAAAGAGGGACUACAGCAAGCACUGGCUACAUCAGGAAGCAGAACAGAGGAGACUGGAACAGCAGGACCGAAUCUCCCGCCCCAAGUACACCCCACCACUGCCACAGCGGAGAUCACCCCAGAGUGCAUCACCUCAGUUCCCUUCCCACCAACAGUCUUCACCACAAACCACCAGUUACCUCCCCACACAGACUCCCUCAGCAAUGUAUCCCACACAGAACAUCAGUCCCACCUACUCCAGCUAUCCUCAGACCUUGAGGAGUCCAUCACCAAACCGCAAUGCCAGUCCUAGUGUCACAAACAAUAACAACAACAACAACAAUAUCAACAAUAACAGCACCACCAGCAACACCACCUCAUCUACAAACACCAAUGCCACUGGGUGUUGGAGGAAUCAGGCCACCACCUACCAGCCUCACAUCCCUGCACCAGCAGCUAAUGGUGACAAGGCUCUCCCUGAUUCAAUAAUCAACAACCUCACUCAAAGAAUCAACAACAAAAAUACCAAGAACACUUACAACAGUUGCAGUGGGAGAGCGGGAAGCAACUACUCAAACAGCAAUUAUCGUGAUGAGAACUAUCAUGACUACAUGAAUGCCGAUGCCUUGAGUUCAGCCUCUGGACCCUCCCCACACUUCCAGGCAGGCCAGCCCUCACCUCCAGCCCCACAGCCAGAGGCCAAUUCUCCUCAGGACCAGAGACUACUUAGUGUCUCAGGGAAAAAGAAGUGUUCUCACUGCUCUGAAGAACUCGGGCGUGGAGCAGCUAUGAUCAUAGAAAGUCUGCGGCUGUUCUACCACAUCCCAUGCUUCAAGUGCUGCGUGUGUGGCAUCCAGCUGGGGAAUGGGUCUGCUGGUGCUGAUGUGAGAGUGCGAAACCACAAGUUGCACUGCCAUAACUGUUACUCCAAUGAUGAAGGGAUGAAAUUCAGCAAAGUAUAGCAUCUCUGCAGGGCGACAGAUGGAGUGUAAUUGUUUCUGGUGCCAAAAGCUUGAGGCAUGUCACCCCCACAGGACAUGUCACAACCCACAUUUUGUACUGUUAUAAGUGUUGUUCUGAGUGUAAUUUAACUUAGAAUGGAUCUUAGAUGUAGUAACAGUAUAUAUAUUUUUUGUUAUUGUUUUUUUAUGUGGUUUAUGUAAUAUUUUGUGUUGAGACUGACAGUGUUGUAUAUUUGUUUAAUACGGUAAUAACAAGUUAUCGAUAUGUACAAGUAUGACAAAGAUUUUGUUCUGUAUACAAAGAUUUGUUAAGAUCUAAGACACUAGGUCUUUCAAAGCAAUACAGAUUUUCUUGCUACAUAAAUAUAUGAUAUGUAGGCAGCUGGAAGAAAAUCCUACUUAAUUUAUGUAUAAAAACUUGCACAAUCAAAGAAAAUGAAAAUCAAUAAUCUGUAAAAUAUAUAUUGUAUAUAUUAGCUUUAAAUCAGUCACUAUAUAGGUAGGAUGACAGAAGUGAUUUUAUAAUAUAUAUACAUAUAUAUAAUCCACAAUAAGGAUUCUUUAUAAAACUACCUUGUAUAUUCAUUUAAUGUAAUCUUGCAAUAAAAGCAAGUUAUACUACA
Molecule: messenger RNA, 6970 nt
Organism: Scylla paramamosain (green mud crab)
Lineage: Eukaryota; Metazoa; Arthropoda; Malacostraca; Decapoda; Portunidae
Product: formin-J-like
Exons: 25
Coding region: 615-6347 (1910 amino acids)
Biological process (GO): positive regulation of stress fiber assembly; regulation of focal adhesion assembly
Cellular component (GO): stress fiber
Molecular function (GO): myosin II head/neck binding
Source: RefSeq, a predicted model, not a curated record